Messenger RNA from Daphnia pulicaria, 774 nucleotides. It is a transcript of the gene B9d2, whose product is annotated as B9 domain-containing protein 2-like. Bases 247 to 774 code for a protein of 175 amino acids. Gene Ontology annotation, cellular component: MKS complex. The record is from RefSeq and is a predicted model, not a curated record. NCBI's taxonomy places the organism in Eukaryota, Metazoa, Arthropoda, Branchiopoda, Diplostraca, Daphniidae. Gene Ontology annotation, biological process: cilium assembly. The transcript is spliced from 3 exons.
UGUUCUCGCUUUAUUGAGGUUCUACAUGUAAUAAGAUAAGAUCAAAAUCUUUGUUGGAUAAGUUAUUCAAAAGGAAAACCGGAUUCAAAUCGUGUCUCUUUAAAAAACAACAAAACUAUCUUGACAAACAAGCAGACGACUUUGCCAUUGCCAUAGUAACUAGAUCACCCAUGGCAACCUUUUGUUUGUUUUCUUUUCGAGUAGUUGGCGUCUCUCUCAUAUUAGUAGUGGGAUGGAAAAAGGGAUAUGGCAGAACUACAUUUAAUCGGGCAAAUCAUCGGCGGAACAGAGUUUUCCGAGAAAACAAUUUGCUGUCGCUGGCAAUUAUCUUCAGGUAAAAAUUGGCGUGUUCUAGAAGGAGCCACUGAAGGCCAGACGCAACUUGACACACCACAAAUCGGUUCUGUGAGCAGCUGGAAUCAUCCAUUGGACGUGCACUGGGCUACUCGAGGUCUUCAAGGCUGGCCGCAAAUUCACCUACAGAUUUACCACCUGGACGCUUACUCACGAACCAAUUUGAUAGGCUACGCAUCUGCAUCCAUUCCUACUCGGCCCGGCAUCCACUACAUCGACGCUCCGGCCUGGAGACCUUUAGGUACAUUCACUGAGGAGUUGAUGCGUCAUUUCAUUGGCGGUGGAGUCGAGUUGGCUGACGCAGAGCGAAUCCAAAACGGAGCCGAUCGAUCCCGUUUGAGAACUGAAGCCACCGGAAGAGUCUACUUGGAAAUCGGAUUAGUCUUCCGGGAUUUCAAAAAGUUUGGCAUCGAGUACUGA